GCUCCUUCUCACACAUGCAUACGUUUCGAUGAACAUAAACCCGUUCGCCGUUCAGGCACCUGAUUCGGUCGAGCAUACAUUAAGUCAUGCAAACGCAACGUGUAUCCGAUUCAACCACGGCAAAGGUCUAUUUGCCGGACACUUUAUGGCAAUGGGCAGAAUGGAUGGUUUAGUGAUGAUAUUGAGUACAGAAACAAAAGGAGUUUUGCGAAUAUUAGAAGGUGGACAUGUUAAAUCUAUCACAAGUGUUGCUUGGUCUCCGUUUAAUCGAUUUUUGGCAACGGCUUCUUUGGAUUGGAAUGUGAUCGUUUGGGACUUGAAGGAUUGCUCGAGAGCUUAUACCAUUCGAUUUGAUGCGCCUGUUGCUAGUGUACAGUUUAGCCCGGUGACCAACAAAGUUCUCGUCGUUGUUUUGCAAACACAGCAGGCUUUUCUUAUCGACCAGAGAAGGCGGGACAAUGUAUCGGAAAGCAGCGGCUCAUCGACAAAGAGAACAGAACUUGGUGUGGGAAGCGGAGAUGCCGGCAGCAUAUUGUCGGCAACAAUUUCACCAGAUGGCGAAUGUAUUGUUUUGGGAACAUCUAAAGGUGAUCUUCUGAUCAUUCAUCUUGACUCACAACAAUUGAUUCAACGCGUAAGCAGUGGAUCGAGUGGAGUGCGAGAAGUUGCAUUGGAUAAGUUAGGCAAGACGCUGGUCACCAACUCGAACGAUCGAGCGGUCAGAUUGUACAGCUUUGCAUCUACAAAGUCAGCUGCGAGCAUUGAGAAUGAUAGCAUACCAAUCCAAGUCAAUUGCACUCUGCAACACAAAUUUCAAGAUUUGAUCAAUCGGACGCCUUGGUCUGGAAUUGGAUUUAGCGGAGAUGGAGAGUAUGUGUUCGGAGGAGCAACACAUAAAGCUGCCCAUAAUAUCUACAUUUGGGAUCGUGGAGCAGGUGUUUUGGAUAAGAUUUUACAAGGUCCUCGUGACUCGCUGGUGAAUGUGGAUUGGCAUCCCAACAGACCAAUGUUGGCUUCUGUUUCACAUACGGGCGCUAUCAAUGUUUGGUUUAAUAUGCCAACUGAAAUUUGGAGUGCAUAUGCUCCCGGAUUUGAAGAAUUGGAAGAGAAUAUCGUUUAUGAAGAAAGGGAAGAUGAAUUCGAUUUAGAGGAUGAGGAAGAGGUCACCAGACGAAAGAAAGAUGAAGAGGAAGCUCAUGUGGAUAUCUUAUCGCUUGGUCCACAACAAUCUGUUCUUAAGAGGAAGAGGAGGCAACUAGCAAAUCGCAUGGAAAUUGACGGGGAGGAAAUAGCAAAAGGAAAGUCUGAAGAGAGCCCUUUUGAUGAUGAUGAUGAAGCGUUUGCGAUUCCAGUCCGGAUUUCACUCGAUGUUCCUGAUCUUGAGAUAGAUCAAGAUUGAUCAUUACGAUCAUUACUGCAAUGUAUUAACAAUUAAUAGCAUUCAACUUGUAUUAUAAUAAACCUUAAUUUAAUUAGCGUGUCG
Molecule: messenger RNA, 1483 nt
Organism: Meira miltonrushii
Lineage: Eukaryota; Fungi; Basidiomycota; Exobasidiomycetes; Exobasidiales; Brachybasidiaceae
Product: WD40 repeat-like protein
Exons: 2
Coding region: 29-1399 (456 amino acids)
Cellular component (GO): Set1C/COMPASS complex
Molecular function (GO): protein binding
Source: RefSeq, a predicted model, not a curated record